AUGCCCAUUACACGCCCCGCGCUUUUAGCCCUCGCAGUCUCUGCUUGCACUCCUGCGUGGGCUUCGCCUAACGCCCGCAGCUUCGAUUAUGUGAUUGUCGGCGGUGGUACGGCCGGCUUGACUGUCGCUAAUCGACUGACUGAGAAUGCAUCGGUGACUGUGGCUGUGAUUGAGGCCGGUACUUUCCCCGAAGAUGUCGUUGGAAACAUAAGCCAGGUCCCUGCCUAUGCAACCCUAUUCUCAAGCACCGAACUUAGCAAUCUCGAGAUUGAAUGGGGAUUUGAGACCACUCCACAGGCUGGCAAAAAUGGCUCGGUCGUCGACUAUCCUCGUGCCAAAGCUUUGGGUGGCUGUAGCGUGGCUAACAGCAUGGCCUACAGCCAUUCGUCCGUGGGUGCAUUCCAGCUGUGGGCAGAUACCGUUGGCGAUCAAUCCUACACGUAUGAAAACGUGGUGAAGUAUUACCACAAAAGCAUGAACUUCACUCCACCUGAUAGCGAAACGAGGUUGGCGAAUGCCACCCCCUUGUAUGACUCUGCCGAUGUUGUUACUGGCGGUCCGCUGUCCGUCACUUAUGCCGCCUAUUCCGAAAGCUGGAGUACCUGGGUGGCCAAGGGUAUGGCAGCUGUCGGGAUCCUGCCUACCGAUUCGUUCAUCAACGGGAAUCUGAAUGGCUCCGCCUGGCAGCUCCAGACGGUCAAUCACGCUGAUGGUCAUCGUGCCUCAGCCGAAGUGGCCUAUUUGCGCCCUUAUCUCAGCCGCCCGAAUUUGGUUCUGUUUACAGAGACAAUGGCCGAGCGUAUCCUGUUCAAUGAUAGGAAAGCAGCUAAGGGGGUGGAAGUUACCACCGCCAACACCACCUACACUAUCCGCGCUAGAAAGGAAGUCAUUGUCUCCGCGGGAGUCUUCCAGUCUCCUCAACUCCUAAUGGUCUCCGGAGUUGGACCGGCUGCUGUCCUGGAGGAGUAUGAUAUCCCAGUUGUGGCCGAUCGACCCGGCGUUGGCCAGGGAAUGAACGACCACAUCUUCGUCCCUCUCACAUAUCGGACCAACCUCGAGAGCCAAAGCACCGUGACGGUUGAGGAUAUGGAGGAGUUUAAUAACGAUGCUACUGGACCCUUGACUAACCCUGGUGGUGACUACCUUGGACUGGAGAAAAUCCCCCAGGCACUCCGGGCCAAUUGGUCCGCAGAGACCGUGGAAGUUCUAUCUAAGCUGCCUUCCGAUUGGCCGGAAGCAGAAUAUCUCUUCCUUCCCGCCGCCCUCUUUGGAGACACUGUGGAGGGUGCUGCGUAUGGUACUGCGUUGGCCGCAUUAGUCGCUCCUCAAUCCCGGGGCAACGUGACAAUUGCGUCUUCCAAAAUGAGUGUUGCUCCUCUGAUCAACCCCAAUUGGUUCACGGCCCAGGCCGACAAGGACGUUCUCCUGGCUGCCUUCAAGCGCGUCCGCGAGUUCUUUGCCUCAGACGCCAUGUCCAGCAUCCUGAUUGGCGACGAGUUCUUGCCCGGCCCGAGUGUGCAAACUGAUGACGAGAUCUUGGAGUAUAUCGUAGAGGGAUUUUAUGCUAUUUCACACGCCUCCGCGACAAACCACAUGGGCAAAUCCUCCAACCCGAUGGCGGUUGUUGAUAGUAAGGGCAAGGUGUUCGGGGUGAAGUCUCUUCGCGUUAUUGACGCCUCUGUUUUCCCAUUUUUGCCACCAGGACCCGCCCCUCAAGCCCAUGUCUACAUGCUCGCUGAGAAACUCGCUGACCAGAUCAAGAAGGAGUGGUGAAGACUGUGACUAGGGCUUUUUUUUUCUUUUCUUUUCUUUUCUUUUUUUUUUAUAGUCUAAUGGAAGACGCUGUACGUACGUACGUAGAUAG
Aspergillus ochraceoroseus IBT 24754 is the source of this 1864-nucleotide messenger RNA. Its product is annotated as GMC family oxidoreductase. The record is from RefSeq and is a predicted model, not a curated record. Lineage: Eukaryota; Fungi; Ascomycota; Eurotiomycetes; Eurotiales; Aspergillaceae. Gene Ontology annotation, molecular function: oxidoreductase activity, acting on CH-OH group of donors; flavin adenine dinucleotide binding. The coding region runs from base 1 to 1773 and encodes 590 amino acids. Gene Ontology annotation, biological process: secondary metabolite biosynthetic process. The transcript is spliced from 7 exons.